CUACUGCUUUUUGAAGGCCAGUCAAAACCCUUGGCCAGCACCCACAGCCUGCAAAUAAGUGAUAAGGAUAAACUGGAAGAGGUGAAAGUGGCUGCAGUCAGAGGCUUGAGACAUGGGCAGUUGGUGGUGCUUGGGGCACCUGCUGGGUGCAAGUAUUUCACACCAGUGGCCCUGGCAGCAGGGCAAGUGGUGUAUCUGCACGAUGGCAGCAACACCUACAGUGAUAACAUCAUCUUCCGGAUGGAGGAUGGGCACCACCAGGUGAAAUUCCUCUUCCCCCUCACCAUUAUACCUGUUGACAAUGAGCCACCAGUAGUCAUUGCCAACAUGAGACUAUCACUAGCCGAAGGACAGGUGGUCCAGAUCUCCCCCUUUGCCCUAAGUGCUAAAGAUAUUGACUCUGAGGACUCAACCAGCAGCUUUGUGCUGGAGAAUCAGUCUAUGGAAGUAGAAGAGGGAGGAAGUGGUUGGGAGCAGGCCACUGGUUCUUCCCACUUAAGCCAGCAUCGGAGGGAGAUGCUGUUGCAGCAGGCUGAACCACCUCUGUCUCCCAUAGAUGAAGAGUGGCAUUAUGUGGAAAAGAAAGGACUUUAUGAGAAGGUGGUGACUGAGUGGCUACAGCGAGAUAUAACAGAAGGGAGACUCUUCUACCGCCAUCUUGGACCCCACAGCCCUCAAUCUGUAGCAACCCACCUGACUUUCCAUGUGCAAAACGACUACGACCCACCCAAUCUAUCCAACCAGCACCUUUUCAUUAUCAAGGUUCAGCCAGUAGACCUGCUGAGUCCAGAGCUAUAUCCUGGAACUACUCUAAAAAUGAAUGCGCAAGAAUACCAACUCACUCACUUGCAGAAGAAAUUCCUCCAAUACACUGACCAAGAUUCAGAUGACCAGAACCUGUGGUACACCCUACUGACACCUCCAACUGACACAAAUGACAACCACUAAGUCCCAUUUGGAGAAAUUGUGUUCACUGAUGCACCAGACACACCCAUUGUGCACUUUACCCAAGCCCAGUUAAAUCACCAAAAAGUUGCCUACCAGCCUCCCCAGACAAAGCGGGAUAUUGCACUCCGGGUUGUGCAAUUCACCUACCAGGUGGAGGAUGUUGCAGGCAAUAGUGUACCAGGAACAUUCACAUUAUUCCUGCAGCCUUUGAACAACCAGCCUCCACAAGUCACUAACAGAGGCUUUACUGUCUUGAAGGGAAGCAGCUUUAUCCUCAGCAGUAAUGAGCUGGAUGUUACAGAUCCUGACACAGAUGCUGACCAGACCAUCUUCAUGUUAAUCUGGGGUCCCCAACAUGGACACUUGCAGUACUUGAAAAAACAUAUGGUUCCAGGAGAAUCAUUUAUAAGAGCUGGUAUUGUUAAUGGAAGUGUCUCUUAUCAGCAUGGCAGAGACCAGACUACAAGUGAUAACUUCGAGCUAGAGGUAAGUGACAGGGUACUCCAUGUACACAUCACUGUCCAGAUUUCUGUGCAUCCCACUGCUAACAGAAGUCCUAGGAUCUCUAUCACAGGUAGUCCAUUAUUGGAUGUCUCCAUAGAUGUACUAGAGAAUAGAGCCACUGAGAUCACCAUGGACAUCAUCCAUGACAAAAACAAGGGCACAAGUGACUCAAUGCUGACUCUUAUUUUAGAGGACAGCCCCAAAAUGGGCACCAUUCUGGUGAAUGGUGUGCCCAUGGAACAAUUCACCCAAGAGGAUCUCGUUAGUGGGGCAGUAGCCUAUGUCCACACUGGAGGUGAAGUUGGCUUCCAAAAACAGCAUGAUACCUUUAACCUCACCUCCUGCAAGGAUUUUUAUCAAUGGGUGGUGGGGGACAGCAUACAGAAGAGGGUGCAGGUGCAAGUGACUGUGCUGCUUGUGGACAAUGUGGCCCCCAAGGUCUCAGUGGGGCAGUCCUACAUUGUCUAUGAAGGUGGAAAGAGCCCCUUGACCUUGCAGCAUCUCAGCAUUGAAGAUGUGGACACUCCCCAAGAUAAAAUCUUAGGCACAAUCAUUGAUCAGCCAGUCUCUGGCUACCUGGAAAACACUGCACCAGCUCGCUCAGGAGUAUCAAGGAUGGGUAGCUCCAUCAGCACUUUCUCCAUCAGAGAUGUCCAAGUAAGGCAUAUCAAUUAUGUACAGAGUAUUCACAACUUAGAUGGACUCUUCCCUGAGGUGGUGAGUAAAGGGGUUCCCUUGAAAGAAGGUGGCAGAGUGACCCCCACCACACAUCUGCUUAGCACCAGUGACAUCAACAGCCCCAAUGAACAGCUUCGUUUGAGCAACACACAGGCUCCUAGCCAGGGCCACUUGGAAAGCUCUGACCGUUCAGGGAAAUCCAUUGUCUCUCUCACUCAGCUUCAACUGGCUGGCAACAAAAUAUUCUAUGUCCACACUUCAAAUGAUGAGAUGAAGAUGGACAGCUUCAAGUUUCACAUGACUGAUGGACAUAACACUGUUUUCAGAACCUUCAGGAUCUUCAUCAUGGAUGUGGAUAAUAAGAAACCUAUCUUGACCAUCCACAAACUAGUACUACAGAAAGGGGAUAGCAAACCGAUCACUCCUUUUGAAUUGACAGCUGAGGACAAGGAUACCCCAGAUGAUCUUCUUCUCUUUACCAUCAUCCAGGUCCCUAUCCAUGAUAGAAUUUUGUAUAAUGGCAGCCAUCCUGUUACCACCUUUACCAAACAGCACCUGAACAAGAACCUGAUCAGCUACUGGCAUGAUGGCAGUGAGACCAAUGAAAACAGUUUCUCCUUGAUUGUGAGAGAUGGCAAUCACACUGACUUCUAUGUCUUCCCAGACACUGCCUUGGAGACAUGCAAACCUCAGGUAAUGUGGAUCCAGAUAGGCUCCCUAAACAACAAGCUCCCCCAGAUUGUCAUUAACAGAGGUGCCCUAGCCUUGAAGCACCUUCAUUCUGGGCACAUGAGCUUCCUGAUUACCAGCAAGUCUCUGAAGGCAGAGGAUAAGGAUACAUCCCACAGGCUCCUGAAGUAUAAAGUGACCAGAGGACCAGAGCACGGCUUCAUUGUCAACACUGGCCUUGAAAAUAAAAACACACAAACGUUUACUCAAGGAGGAAACAAACUAACAAAUCAAUGCUUCCAUCUAAACUGGGCUUGGAUGUCUUUGGAGAAACAAUACUACGUUGUGGAUGAAGACGCCACAUUCUUGGAAGUGAGUCUCACACGCAGAGGAAACCUUGCAGAAACAUCCUUUAUCAACAUUGGAACAAAAGAUGAAACAGCAGAAAAAGUUAAAGAUUUUAAACGAAAGUCCUGGAAAUUGGUCCAGUUCAAUCCUGGACGGACUACAGCUACAUGGAGGGUGAGAAUUAUAUCUGACAAUGAAUACGAGGCUUCAGAGACCUUCCAGAUCAUUUUGUCGGACCCUGUCAUGGCUGCACUGGAGUUUCCAGAAACAGCAACAGUUGAAAUUGUUGGCCCUGGAGACAAAUCAACAGUUUAUAUUCCAGGGGCAGAAUACAAAAUAGAGGAGGAUGUUGGGGAGGUUUUGAUUCCUGUGAGACGGUCUGGAGAUGCAAGCCAGGAACUAAUGGUCAUUUGCUCUUCACAUCAAGGUUCUGCCACAGGCACAAUUCCCUCCGCAGUCUUGUCUUUCCCUGACUACGUCUCACGUCCAGAAGACCACACCAGCAUCCUCCGCUUUGAUUAGGAUAAGACUGAGAAGACCUGCCAGGUCGUAAUCCUUGAUGACUCCCUUUAUGAAGAGGAGGACUCCUUCAGGGUCUCACUGAGCCUGCCAGUGGGAGGGCAACUGGGAGCCAAAUUCCCCACCACUACAGUGAUUAUCCUGGCGGAUCGUGAGGAUGAGCCUACCCUGUACUUCAGGGAUGCUGAAUAUCACGUCCCUGAAAGUGCUGGCUACCUGGAGGUUUGUGUCUGGAGGACAGGUCCUGACCUUUCCCAAGCAGCCUCAGUCACUGUGCACUCCAGGAAGACACAGCCAGACUCAGCAGAAGCUGGAAUAGAUUACGUUGGCAUCAACCAAAAUCUGGACUUUGCUCCUGGGGUGCACAUGCAAAUAUUCCAAGUGACAAUCCUUGAUGAUGUAGCACAGCCCGUCCUGGAGGGUCCAGAGAGGUUUGAAUUACUUCUGCAGAUGCCUGUGGGUGCAGUACUUGGAGAACCAAAUAAAAGCACCAUUUUCAUCAAUGACGCCUUCACUGACUGCUUGCAUACCCAGGGCCCAAUGUAAGAAGCCAUUUACAGGGUGAAUGAAAAAGACAAGCAGCUAAGGGCAGUCAUUUACCGGAGGGGAGCCAUUAGCUGGGGGUCCUCAGUGCACUGCUGUGCCCACCAAAGCUCAGCUCAGGUUACAAUGGACUAUGAGGAGCGGCCCAACUCUAAUGACUUCACAAUUGGUUUUCUGGCGGGAGAAACAGAAAAGGUCUGUGUAGGUCAACUGAGCAGAUGAUGCAAUGAAUUCAGACUUCUACCUGGCACACCAAAAAUCAACACUGCUUUUGGAGCAUCUUUUGGGGAACCCAAGAAGGCCCUUAUCAGGAUCAAAGAUGAGGAAGACAGUGAGAUUUUACUUACUUUCUAG
This is a messenger RNA of Trichechus manatus latirostris (Florida manatee), 4563 nucleotides long. RefSeq names its product FRAS1 related extracellular matrix 3 (gene FREM3). NCBI's taxonomy places the organism in Eukaryota, Metazoa, Chordata, Mammalia, Sirenia, Trichechidae. The record is from RefSeq and is a predicted model, not a curated record. Gene Ontology annotation, biological process: cell communication; anatomical structure morphogenesis. Gene Ontology annotation, cellular component: membrane.